GAUUAAUGAAAAAUACAAGAAUGAGGGUGUGCUGGUAGUUUUUGUUUAGGCCUGUGGGAUUUGUUUUAUACUUAUUCUGCACUACUACUCAGAGAAACACAAUGGCAGGCUGUAUUCGACUCCUUGAAUGGAUCUUUUUCUUCUAUUUUUUUUCUCACAUUCCAAUUACAUUGCUUGUAGACGUGCAGCCCUUGCUCCCAUCUGAACUGUAUCCUGCUUCUCUGAAGCAGCUGUUGGCUUGGUAUGCAGCAGAGUUAAAAGACCCCAUGAUGGCUGAUCCACCAAUGUGGUUCAAGUCCUUUAUUUUCUGUGAACUUUUACUACAGUUGCCUUUCUUUCCUGUUGCAGCAUAUGCUUUUUUCAAAGGAGGAUGUAAAUGGAUACGAACUCCAGCAAUUAUCUACGGUACACACGUUGCUACAACAGUUACUGCCAUCCUUGCUCAUAUUCUGUUUCAAGAUUUCUCAGAGUCCAAACAUCCAGCUCCAGAGACAUUUGAAGAAAGGUUUACCCUUCUGUCAAUCUACUUACCUUAUCUUGUAAUACCUGUCAUGAUUGUACUUACGAUGUUGUACAGCCCACACUAUAAUACAAUGGAGAAAAAAAAAACAUACUAACGCAUACAAGUUAUAUACCUCUCGGGCACAAGUUGUAUUUAUAUCUGCUUUGUUUUUUUUUAAAUUGAUCAUUUCUGCUUGAAAAAAUGUAGUAAAAGUAAAUGGAAAUAUGAAUCUAGGCAGGUGAUGGAAAUGUUUGAUUUAUAUAUCUAAUCACCAUCCAUUACUAACUGUAUGUCAUGCAUUGGCCAUGACUUCAACAUUUCAGUGUUGCAUGGUUUCAGAUUUGGAGACAAGACUAGAAUAGAAGAUACCAGACUCACAGAUCUUGGUCAUCUUUUCACAUCCUGUUCUUCUACUCCAUUGUGGAAUUUUUCCUGUUGUAGGAAAUGAGAGAACGACUGCUUUUUGUAAGUAUGGCUAGUGCUGCACGUAAGCUAAAUGUGAUGCCUGACAUUACUUCUAAAGCAUGUGUACAUCUUUUGUCCUGGCUUAUGUGGCAUUCACUGACUAAGGCUAUUUACUAACACUCAGUCUAUAGUACUGGGCAAGUUUCCACACUUCUGUAGUGUUAAAAAGUUCAUAUAUGUUCUGAAAAUAAAAUGGUUCGAAUAUGAAAUUUACCAUUCAUAGCCUGAAAUGAGCUUGGAAAGCUUAUUUAAGGGGUAACAUACAUGGGAGCAUCGCAUGACUGCUGGCAAUUAGAUGAAGCAAUACAGAUACUUUAUGACUGAUGAUUCUUUAAAGUCUACAGUUUAAAACUUUAUAUAGCCGGUACCCCACUCCAAAAAGAUAUGGUAGUUGGGCAUAUCGACACUUUGACAGUUCCCUCACCUUUGGCCACCAUGUUGCAAAAGUAGUUAGGAGAUCUUCUAUGUAGCACAACUGAUUUUUAAAGGUAUCUUAUCUAGGGUAAAGGAUGUUAUUCUUCCUCUGUACUCUGCUCCGAUUAGUGCCAUGCCCCUUUCAUCAUGUACCUAGCCAGACAUAUCAUACAGCUUGAAAGGCCCCAAGGGUUGUUAACAACAGAUUAUUGGCCUAAAAACCCUCCUCUACCAAGACAGACUAGAGGCCCUAUCCCUAUGCUCUGUCUCUUGUAGACUCCUCUGUGAUCAUCUAUGCCUGGCAUUCUGUGCCAUUAAAGACUACCCUUGUGGAUCUUUACUACCUUCACAGGAUGAAUAACCAUAUGAAUACCCAAAUCAAGGAUUUAAACCUCCACCACCUUAUAAAUAAAACAUGUUUGAGGUAUUGAUCCAUUACCCAGUGGUUGCCGUAUCUCUGGAUAAAACUGUCCUUGUACGUUAAGCAGAGUGACAUCCUUGCAAACUUCAAGACUAACCUUGCCAAUCAGAUGGGUACCCACACGUUCAUCACUGGCCUGGCUUGUUUGUCCUCCUGGAAGUGGGGUUCCAUUUCGAUGAUGGUAUUUAGCAAGACGUACGUGGUCGUCAAGCUUACUUACCCUGCAGUUCUUAAGAUCUUAUAAUUCUGCUCUUUGAUUGUUUCCAUCAGUGCUGCAAUUGAUUUAUAUUAUCACCACCUUGUGUCAUAACAAGGUUGUAAAAUCACCAUGAGCAGAAACAAGUCCAUUAGAUUCAUUAUUUUUGUCAGAUGUAAACGAUACCUAAUUUUACACUUAAAAUGCAAUAAAGUAUUUUUGUUGUUUAAAUGUAGCGUUUAACUCUGAAUAUUGACAUUUUGACUCCUUGUUGUUUCCUUUUACUCGGCUAAGAAAAGCUCUCCCUUCUGUUAAUUUUGUCUUUUGUCUAUUUGCUUUGUCCCUUUUGUACUUUUAAAACAGUUUUGGUUCUAUUUGGUCUAAGUAAAGGACGAUUAUAAUAUUUGUUCUUUAUGGAAUCCAUUCUACACUGUAGUCAGUAAUAAAAUUAAUUACAUUUGUA
Molecule: messenger RNA, 2461 nt
Organism: Protopterus annectens (West African lungfish)
Lineage: Eukaryota; Metazoa; Chordata; Ceratodontiformes; Protopteridae
Gene: TMEM97
Product: transmembrane protein 97
Exons: 3
Coding region: 102-617 (171 amino acids)
Cellular component (GO): endoplasmic reticulum
Source: RefSeq, a predicted model, not a curated record